GAGCUGGUGAUCAAUGGAGGCUUCAAGGAUACACUGAAGGUGUGGUCAUCUGACACAUCACGACAAGAUAUAAGAGAGCUCGCAUCAGAUCAUGAAGAGGCAGAUACGAGAAUAGUACUGCAUGCCCGAGACGCAGCAGCAAGAGGGUACAAGCAAGUCAACAUUUUGUGUCGUGAUACGGACUUUCUUGUCCUCCUUUUGGCACACCGAGAGCAGCUUUGUCAAGAGAUAUGGAUCUUGGCGGGUACAUGAAGACAAAGGCGUUACAUACCAGUUCACAGAAUCCCGCUCUCUGAGGAGAAGAGGAAGUCGCUUCUGGCAUUUCAUGCCAUUAAUGGCUGUGAUACGACAAGCCAGUUCUCUGGUAAUAAUAAUAAUAAUAACAAUAAUAAUAAUAAUAAUAAUAAUAAUAAUAAUAAUAAUAAUAAUAAUAAAAUAUUUAUAUAACGCCUAUAUGGUAUGGGAAAGGCAUCGGCAUGGAAAGUCUUCGAAGAUGCACCUGACCUCUUGGAACACCUUAGAGAAGAAAGCCAAAUCAGUGCUGACGUUCUUGCCAAAGCUGAAGCCUUUGUAUGCAAACUCUACAAUCCGGGAAAACAAGAGGUGGAAAUCAACAAAGAAAGAGCAGCAGCGUUUCGCAAAUCCAAGAAAGAUCUUGACCCCCUACCUCCGACUCAAGAUGCACUAACCCUUCGAGAAAAGCAUUAG
Porites evermanni is the source of this 708-nucleotide messenger RNA. NCBI's taxonomy places the organism in Eukaryota, Metazoa, Cnidaria, Anthozoa, Scleractinia, Poritidae. The record is from the annotation of a GenBank genome assembly.